This is a messenger RNA of Platichthys flesus (European flounder), 697 nucleotides long. RefSeq lists its product as uncharacterized. Bases 84 to 353 code for a protein of 89 amino acids. The record is from RefSeq and is a predicted model, not a curated record. Lineage: Eukaryota; Metazoa; Chordata; Actinopteri; Pleuronectiformes; Pleuronectidae. The transcript is spliced from 4 exons.
UCUCUGGACAAGUCCCCUUCAUUCUGAAUGAGAAGCUGCUCUCGCUCUCUCUCUCUCUCGCUCUCUCUGAUUGUACAUCAGAGAUGAAGUCUGUUGCUGUGGUUGUCGUGAUGAUGAUGAUGAUGAUGAUGUCCUCUGCUGCUACUGUUCCUUCCUCAUUCAACAACACCAGUCAAGAGCCUAAUAACCCCAACGUAACGUCAACGAGCAAUGUGGGGUACGGAGCCAGCAGAAGCUUCACUCGCUGUUCCCUUUCAACGUGUCACACCGCCAACCUUAUGUCCAGCCUGCAGACUGGGGACGAGACAGCAGGUGGCGCCGCCAGCGACCCGUAUGGAAUUGGAAAGAAAUGACAGGAAGUGGCCGAUUAUCACAGGAUCCUCAUAAGUUCUGAUCAUCAAUGACUCCUCAACCUUGUGCUAGUUCUCACCACUCUCAUUGUUCACAUUCAUCGUUCUCUUUCUUCUCUUUCAUCGUGAGAGGAAGCUGAUAUUUAAUUUGUUAAAAAAGUUAAGUUUGUCCAUAACAGCAGCAGGAGAGGCUCAUUUUUAGACCAUAUUCAGCAGAUGAAGGAAAAAUGUGAACAGUUUUAUUUCAGAAACCCUUUCAAAGACAAAACUGUGAAAAAAUAAGGUAGAUUUUUUGGUGAUUUGGUUUAUACAAUUUUUAUCAAUCGUCCAUGUUGAAACUUGGAAUC